Molecule: messenger RNA, 2109 nt
Organism: Salvelinus fontinalis (brook trout)
Lineage: Eukaryota; Metazoa; Chordata; Actinopteri; Salmoniformes; Salmonidae
Gene: taf1b
Product: TATA box binding protein (Tbp)-associated factor, RNA polymerase I, B
Exons: 15
Coding region: 90-1898 (602 amino acids)
Biological process (GO): RNA polymerase I preinitiation complex assembly; nucleolar large rRNA transcription by RNA polymerase I
Cellular component (GO): RNA polymerase transcription factor SL1 complex; RNA polymerase I core factor complex
Molecular function (GO): RNA polymerase I core promoter sequence-specific DNA binding
Source: RefSeq, a predicted model, not a curated record
UAUUGGUAACACACAGGAAGUUCCUAUUCCACCACAAUAAACCAACACGUGAGAGUUCACCAAUGUGAAACAAACUAAAGCGUGUGAAAAUGGACGAAGAACAAACGGGGGGCUACAGCGAUAUUUGUGGCCAGUGUGGAGAGGUGGACUGGGGGGUGUCGGAUGAGGGUCGGUUCUACUGCAGGUCCUGUCAUAAUGUCAUCGAGAGAACAAAAGAAGUUGUGGAUACAAACACUCUUAUGAUUGGUACCAGCAGAGUGUCCUCCAUCUCCAAGGGAACCAGAAGGAAAAAACUAGAGCAAGGGCGAGCGUGGAUGGUGUGUGAGGGCUUUCAGUUCAUCCUAAAGCACCAGGCUGAGGCUCUCCUGGCCAUGGGAGUCUGCCCACAGUUCAAGGAUGACGUGCUGUGUCAGUUUUGGAGAAUGUACCUACAGAAGAGCCGACAGGCCUACACCAAGAAUCCUGUGCAUGAUGGGAAAUUUAGACUGCGUUCUCAGGGCUCUGGGGAGUCAGACAGUGCUCCGGAGUCGUCCGUGAUGAGUGACUCUAUGAUGUCUGUCUCUGAGACAGACGGGGAUGGAGAUUGGGCCAGUGGAGGAGGCUCUGUCUCAGGUCACACCAGUGACGGAGGCUCCUCUGUGUGUUCCGGUUCUAUUGACGCCGUCUCGUACCUGACCCCGCGCCAGAGGAGGAGCCAGGGGUUGAUGAGCAUGCCCAAGACCCUGGCACUGUGCCACCUGGCCCUGGUGUGGGCCAGAGAGGCCAUCACACUGGCAGACCUGCUCAGGUUUGUGAAUGGGGGCCACAUCCCCUAUGUGAACGCCUACGAGGACUUCCCAGAGGAGAUGAGGCUCUACGGCCGAGACUCACUCAUCUUCAGAGUGGAGUCUAUCCCCUCUUACAGCCACCUGCACAAGGAGGCCAAGACCCUGGCUGUGUUCCUGGAGCUACCCCUCUUCCCCCCCAUCACCCUGGACUGCCUGCUGCACCCCUCCCUGCUCACUCUCCGCUACCUCACCGAAGUCAACCUGCCCGAUGAGCUGCAUGACUGGGUGUGCAGGAUCAUGGAGAAGGCUGGUAUGGAGUCGUUCGUUACCUUUGAACCCAUGAGGUGCAGAUCCCCUCUCCCACACUACGAUGUCCAGGCUGCUGCCCUGAUCAUCAUCGCCAUGAAGCUGCUCUUCAAACUAGACGACCACACUGAGUGGGAUUUAUCCAGUGACGCAAGUGACCAAAACAAGGAAAACCCAGAUGGGAACAGCUUUAACCUGAGGAGGUGGUACAAGGCAAUGCAGACUGCCCUGACCACAGCUGCACGGAGACAGCAGGAAAACAUAGCCAGAAAGUAUUGGAAGCCCCAGAAACCUCUAUACACCUCGAAGAAAGACAAGUCAGUCAUUCUCAAAAGGAGACGUAUUGCAGAGCAGCUCCAGUUGAGUUUCCAGAAACUGUCUGGUUCCCCUGUGGCCCCACCAUCCUCCCCUCCCUCCAGCUUCUGUUUCCGCUGGGGUGAGGAGGAGGAGGGGGAGGAGGUCUGGGACGGGCCCAGCCUGCACCACCAGACCCUGGACAGCAGUGUCCGGCAGAGCGGGGCAAGCCUCCAGCCCUCCAACCCAGAAUACUGGCACCCAGCCCUGAGGGCCUGCAAGCCCAGGUUUUGUAAGAGCCACUAUGCGGAGGUAGAGGCCACUCUGCCCAGGAUGUACGUGUGGCUGUUGGACCUCUUCUCCUUCCUCCUGGGGGUUAAACCUGGCUGUGUAUACGAGGAGGUACUGAAGGUGGAGAGGCGCUUCCUCGGGAGCAGCAAGUCCCAGCCCAGGGCAAGAGCUACGCCCAGAGAGACACAGCCCAAAAAACAACCCAAACGCAAACAAACCAGAAAAACUUGUUCUAGGUGACGAGCGACUUCAUCGGGAACAACUACUGUCGAUUUAUUUAUGUGCUUCUUAUAUCAAUGCAAAUUGAUUGUGCCUUUUUUUUUGUACAAAUUGCCUCAUUGCAUUGCCAUGGAUGAAUGGCAAUGCUCCUAUGAUUACAAUGCAUUAUGAAGUUUGUGAAAAUGUACUUUUUGAAAUUAUAUUAAACUGUUCUGUUAUUACAAUGUUAUAA